AUGGCUGAAAAUAAUACUCCUGCUAGUAACACUGAAUCAAAUAAUAGUGCACAAAAUUCAAAAAAACCACCAUUCAACUGGCCAGUAAAUAUUACAAAUACAAAAACAAAAAGUGAAAAUAUUAAAGACGUACAAAUUCGUUGUGUAUUUAUGCGAGUUGGUGAAAUCGAUACAUUAAAUGAGCGUUAUUAUGCUGAAAUACUUUUUGAAGCUUCUUGGGAAGAACCGAAACUCAAAGGUCUACAAAAGAAACCUUUUGAUCCAACAGUCUAUUGGACGCCACAACUUGAAUUGGUGAAUGGCAUUGGUGAACUUCACGAUACGAUAAUGUACAGUGUUCGUCAUGAUCGUCUAGGUGUCGCUACAGUGACUGAGCAUCAUAAAUUAAAAGGCACAUUGUGGGAACGAAUGGAAUUGCAAUAUUUUCCACUUGAUGUUCAAGACUUAUCAAUUUCAAUUACAACAUCACAUUCAAGCAAAGAAAUGGUCUUUCUGAAGAAUUUUCAUAAACCAUCAGGAGCAAAUCGACGAGUUUUUACUGAUGAACAGGAGUGGUACCUUUUCGAACAUGUAGAUAUUGAAAUAACAGAGCGAAUCGAAGAAUAUGUUGAGGAUGGAAACAAUCAUUCAGUAGUUAUUUGCUCUUGCCAUGCAGCACGGUAA
Molecule: messenger RNA, 663 nt
Organism: Rotaria sp. Silwood1
Lineage: Eukaryota; Metazoa; Rotifera; Eurotatoria; Philodinida; Philodinidae
Source: the annotation of a GenBank genome assembly